AUGCACCAGGCUAAAAAAUACGCCAAACUCUUGGUAAACAUCGAGGCCUGUAAUUCAGGCUCGAUGUUUGAGAAAGCGCUGCCCAAAGACAUCAAUGUUUACGUCACCACUUCGGCCAACUCUCAAAAGUCUAGCUAUUUCAAAAACUACGACAAUCUUCGUCAUACUUAUCUAGGUGAUUAUUACUAUGGUGCCUGGUUGGUGGUGAUUGAAAAACAGGAUUUGACUAAGGUAACUCUUGAACAGUCUUACAAAUAUACCGUCAGCUCCCAAAAUAAGUCACACCCGCAACAGUACGGCACAUUGGCUAUUAAUAAAUUAACUGUUUUUCAAUUUUUGGGCUCGAUGUUUGAGAAACCACUGCCCAAAGACAUCAAUGUUUACGUCACCACUUUGGCCAACCCUCAGGAGUCUAGCUAUGCCAAGGACUACGACAAUCUCCGUCACACUUAUCUAGACUUAGCAUUGCCCAUGUUAUUCCUAUGUCAUAGACUUAACAUUGUUCAUAAGAUUAGCAUUGUCAUAGACUUAGCAUUACACAUAGACUUAUCAUUAUAUGUGGCUGAAUUGCAGCGACUAUUGACUGGCCGUCAAUAUAUGGACAAACAUAUCGCACAAUACGUGCAGAGCGUUGAACACAUGCUUACUGUUAACACCGAUGCUAUACUCAACGGCAAACACGUGGUAAACAACGCUGAAUGCUAUCACAAGUUUGUGGACACUUUUGACCAACAGUGUUUCAAUAUCAAUCAGAAUACUUAUGGGUUUGGAAAUCUGCAAGUAUUUGUAAAUGUUUGCGAACAACUGCGCGAACCGAGCGAUGCAAACAUUGUUGUCGACCAUUUGGUACAAUACUGUAACAAUAAUGUGUCACACAAUAACAUGCACAUUGAAUAA
Medioppia subpectinata is the source of this 897-nucleotide messenger RNA. The record is from the annotation of a GenBank genome assembly. Lineage: Eukaryota; Metazoa; Arthropoda; Arachnida; Sarcoptiformes; Oppiidae.